Fusarium sp. VM40 is the source of this 3357-nucleotide messenger RNA. NCBI's taxonomy places the organism in Eukaryota, Fungi, Ascomycota, Sordariomycetes, Hypocreales, Nectriaceae. The record is from the annotation of a GenBank genome assembly.
AUGUCCCAGUCUAACACAAGACCACGUGUUGGGCUGAUUCAACUUCACCCAAUUGCAGACUCCACCAACGCUCAGAGUCUCGAGGACCUCGAAUUUGACAUUAUUGCCAUCCACGGCCUCGAUGCAGAAACCCCAAAGACUUGGGUCGCAUGGGAGGAAGCUGACAAUCCCCGAUCAAGACAGGUCAAUUGGUUGCAAGACGAUGAUAUGCUAACCAAGUUUUUGCCCAAUGCUCGGAUUUUAACAUAUCAGUGGAAUGCAAGAUAUGACGACGCUGCUUCCAGCGCGACAUUUAACGCGCAGGCCAUGAUGCUACUAGACGAUAUUGACACCGAACGUCACUUUAAAGGGCGAAGAGAGCGACCAAUUAUCUUUAUCGCAUCAUGCUUUGGUGGACUACUACUAGCCAGGGCUCUUGUGACUGCCGCUACUCCUGACCACGUUACACGCAGUGGAGACUCUAGCGCAGUUUUGAAGUACACAAUCGGUGCUAUUUUCCUAGGGACGCCAUUCCGCGGUUCUGAAGCAAGAGGGAGAAAAGCUGCUGAGAUUCGGUACGAAGUCGCAUUGGCGUCUGGAAAGGCAUGUAGUCCAAACAUGCACCAGUAUCUAAGGCAGGGCUCGAUGCAUGAGUCAAGCGAACUGGACGAGCUUAUCACGAGUUUUCAAGGCCUGAUCAACCAUCACGACUUCAGAUUCGACAUCACCUGUGCCUAUGAAACUCUGACAACAAAAACAUCGGCCUAUAAGAAGAGAUUAGGCGACAAGUACGAAGAGUUUGCAAGAGAGAGACCUGCCGAGUUUGUCGUUGUAGAUCACAACUCAGCUCGACUAGGUGGCACGAAGGAAUUAGCACUUGAUGCCAGGCAUAACAUGCUUCACAAGUUCAACUCUCCCCAAGAUCCCAGUUUCUUGAAGAUCGUACGGAGGCUACAAGAGAUUAUUGAGAAGAGCCAUGGAAUCAUGAAUCAGAAAGAUCACAUUCAAAAUAUUACACAUCAAAAUAGUCAAGCGAAAGACCAGAAGCAGCAAGACCAGAAGCAAGAAGAGUGGCAAGCGAAAUGCCUAGAAGCCUUAGAUUUUGACGGAAUCGACUAUGAGCCACUACAGUUGCGUGAGCCUGGAGAGACAGCCUGCGAAUGGUUAAUCAAAGAUCCUUCCUACUCCAAGUGGUAUAGUAAUGGGUACGGCAUUUUCUGGAUACUGGGACACGCAGGUACAGGCAAAAGCACGCUCAUUAAGCAUGCUAUAGAGAGCUGUGUGAGGCAAACUCGAGGGGGAAAUGAUCAGGACCCGACAGUGGCCUUGUCAUUCUUCUUCCACAGCCAGGGAAAGCUUCUCCAGCGUACAACAGAAGGCCUUUUCCGAGCUCUCCUUCACCAACUCCUUGAAAAGAUACCGAAAGAAAUGAAGCCCUUCGCCGACACAUUGGAUCUCAGAAAGUCCAGAUUGAACCAAGUUGGUAGGGAAGACAAGAUGUCCAGUACAAACCAUGAUGGUUCAAUAUGGCCAACUCCAUACCUGAUGAAACACUUUCAGGAUUCCGUCGAAAGGGUUCUCGAACGCUUCAAUAUCCGCAUAUUCGUUGACGCACUUGACGAAUGCAAGGAUACAGAAAGUAACGAAGACGUAACGAAAGAGAUGUACAAUUUGGUUAUUAAGAUGCAAGACAUGGCAGAAAGGUUACGCUCUAAGCCACGGAAAUUCAGUAUAUGCUUUGCCUGUCGCCAUGUUUCGCAGCUUGCGCGCUUGGAUGGUGAUAACCAUGUUUUUGCGCAAAAUGGCAAUAUGAAAGAUAUUGAGAAUUAUGUGUGCCAGGAGCUAGAUCGAGAGAUCACUAGUGACGAACACAGAGGUUUACGAGACACUCUGAAGAAGAAACUAUUACAGUCUGCCAAUGGCAACUUUCUAUGGGUGACAACAGUGGUGCCCAAAAUCCUUACCAUGUACCGUGGCGGCAGGCCGGAUCUUCUUGCUGAGCUUAGGAAAAUUCCUAGGAAGAUCGAGGAGUUUUAUGCGGCUACUGUCAGCUCUCUGGCCAAAGAAACAUGCGCAAUGUCGCUGAAAUUCUUCCAAUGGGUUUGCUUCGCAACUAGGCCAUUGGAAGUUCAUGAUAUUCGUUUCGCUAUCAAUAUUAUCCCUGAUAAGAAAUACCGGUCAUUUAAUGAGCUUCCUAAACUAUUUUGGGGUAGUACCGAUGAGGAGAUGAAGAACCUUGUCUGUACCCUAUCUGGGGGCCUUGCUGAAGUCAGGAAUUCGACGGUGUUUUUGAUCCACCAAUCUGUCAAGGAUUACAUGAUUGGCUCUGGGUUUUAUCGUCUUGACCCAGAGCAAUACGACACUCAACGGGUACUGAAAUAUGGUCAUGAUCUGCUGCUCACCUCAUGUCUAUGGUGGAGCGCAGAGAGUAGCAUAUUAAAAGCCUUUGAUUACUUUAUUGCUUCAUUCUCUCAGGAAAUCAUGUAUCUUGCUUUUGAUUCCGCCUCCGAGGAUCUUGGUGGAGACUUUGACUGCUUCCCAGACCUGAGCCUUGAGGAUAUUCGCGGCGCAAUAAAUAAUCUAAGUGAUCCAGAUCGACAGGCUAUUCGGAACUUUUCCAAACCAGAAAUUACUCAUGACUGGAAUAAAAGUCUUCCCCCGGAGUAUGCUAAAAGUACUGAGUCAUUGGAGUUCAAGGAGUGGCUUCUUGUUGACGAAGUGCUGGCUUGCCUUUUCGCCUGGAUAAUUAUCAUCAACAACACGCCCUCUGUUAUGGGAUACAUGUAUGCCGUUUCCAAUUGGGGAGAUCACGCUCUUCAAUCCCUCGUCAACGCGUCAGAGAGCGACGCAUCUGAUGCGCUCAAGGCCGGGCUUGAUCUUUUCUUCUCGAGGGCGGAUUCCACACACAUCCUCCUUCAUAACCUUGUAUUUCGCACAUUGCAUUCAGAAGCAUGCUUGUCAAAUCCCGUGAUUCUUGGGGAACUACUAAAACGAGAUGUUGAUAAACGUCUUAGUUUGAACUUAAAAGGACUGGAAAUUUCAACUCAACUGAUGGGUACUUCCGACAAAGCUAUCGGCGGGCAAACUGCACUAUUAAUAGCUAUCGAGGCAAAACAUCAGCCGAUUGUCGAAUCAUUGAUCAACAGUGGUACGGACCUUAAUCAUCAGGAUCAUAAUGGGUUAACGGCAUUGAUGUACGCUGUCCGAAGCGAUCAGGAUGAGAUUUUGAAGUUACUUUUGGAAAGGGGCGCGAGAACUGAAAUUCGGGAUAACAAGAGCUUGACAGCAGUUGAUCAUGCUACAGAUAGAUGUUUUGAAGGGCUUAGUCGCCAUAUUAUUGAAAAGAUCAGGAAAAAAGAUAGGGAAAGUUGGUUAUAA